Messenger RNA from Poecilia latipinna (sailfin molly), 2624 nucleotides. Its product is annotated as transmembrane protein 244-like. NCBI's taxonomy places the organism in Eukaryota, Metazoa, Chordata, Actinopteri, Cyprinodontiformes, Poeciliidae. The record is from RefSeq and is a predicted model, not a curated record. Bases 104 to 562 code for a protein of 152 amino acids. The transcript has 6 exons.
AGAUGGCGCAAGUGAUCCAGCUUCCUUGGGAUUAGCGGCAGAUUGCAGCUUGCAUCACUUUUGCGUUACACCAUCAAGUGGCUUCAAAGCUGCAAACCAUGAAAUGGCAUUCAAAGGCAAAACGGUCGAUUCAAAGACCGUGCUGCUCAAUCUGCUGCUGUGCCUGCUCAUAUUUUACUCCCUUUUCUACAUGAUCGGGAGUGUGUGCUUCGGUGCUUUCAGGUUGGAUCACUUUGACGGGCUGAUUCCAUUCGAUUUUAAAACUGAACCUGCUGAGUCUAACUCCAAAUACCUGGUCAACCUCCUCUCCUUGGAGCUGACCUACUUUUGUAGUGGCAUACUGUUUGCUGCAGUGGUGAAGAGGCGGGUUUGGGACUACGCCCUCACUGUCACACUUCUUCAUGUUAUGAUCACCAGCCUGGUGAUGUUGGAGUUUCCCACAGUGUGGCAGUGGUGGCUGGCUUUAGGUAGCGGCUUGUUUCUGAUGAUUUGCAAUGGUCAGCUGAUUGCUUACUUCACAUGUCAGAGUGAGCAGAGCUACGCCACUUUCAGCUACUACUGACAAGCUGGAAAGGAGGCAAAAAAUUAGGAUAACAUCAGCUCAUUUAAAUUAUUCUGUUAAAAGGGUUAAACUUGUGUUCAUAUGCAUUCACUACACACAGAGUGGUCUAUUUCAAGCUUUUAUUACUGUUAAUUUUGAUGAUUAUGUUUUACAGUUAAUAAAAGCCCCAAAUUCUGUCUCUUAGAAAAUUCAAAUGUUACAUAAAACCAAUGAAAAUGAUUGUUAAAAUGUAAAAGACUGCUAGAAGCUGACUCCUCACAGACUGCUGUAUCCAAGCAUAUCAGUGGAAAGUUUAGCGGAAAGAAAAUAGUAAUAGUAGAAAAAGGUGCAUAGGAAAAGGGCUGAUUACAGUGAAGUUAAGUGUUUAGUGGGAGAUUUACAAGACGUGGACAGUACCUGCAUUCAGAGCUUCAUGAACUUCCACAGACAGAACAUGGGCUACAGCUGUCCUGUUCUCAUGUGAAGUCACCGCCAAACCAGAAACAACAGAAACCUCCGAACUGGGCAAAAGACAAAACGCACUGGUCUAAGCAUGGUCUGGUUACUGGUAUUAAAGCUGCAGAUGGUAACUUUUAUUAAAAAAUGUAUGUUUUUUACAUAUUUGUUGAAACUGUCACCAUGUUGUGGCUGUAUAAUAUGAGACUGAUAGUCUGUGAAAACAAUCAAGCUCCUCUGCCUCCUCCCAAUGGUCCUACUGAUACCUGCAGAAAUUCUCAGCUCAGUCAGAAACAACCAAUCAGAACAGAAGAGGAGGGUCUUAGCACUUUCAGUUACGCUUGUGUAUGUGCUGCUCACACGUUCCUCCACUGCCGUGAAUGUUCGGGCUAGUUAGCUUAGCCACAGAUGACGGAUAAACAGUUUCCUGAAACAGUAAGUUCUUUCUCCGCCAUUAGCACAUUGAGCAAUGCGUACAUAAGGUUGAUUGACAUCGCUAAGACCCUCCUCUGGGCUGUGAUUGGUUGUUUUUGACUGAGCUGUGACUUUCAGUUAGCAGUAGGAGCACUGGGAGGAGGCGGAGGAGCUUGAUUGACAAUCUGAAAUUCACAGCUCAGUCAAAAACAACCAAUCAGAGCCCAGAGGAGGGUCUUAGCAAUGUCAAUCAACCUUAUGUACGCUCUGCUCAAAGUGCUAAUGGCGGAGAAACAACUUACUGUUUCAAGAAACUGUUUAUCUGUCAUCUGUGGCUAAGCUAACUAGCCCGAGCAUUUACAGCAGUAGAGGAACGUGUGAGCAGCACAUACACAAGCAUGACUGAAAGUGCUAAGACCCUCCUCUUAGUUCUGAUUGGUUGUUUCUGAUUGGAGCAGAGCAUUUGUGCAGAUGGGAGUAAGACCACAGUGAGAAGGCAGAGGAGCUCAAUUUUUUUCACAGAUUAUCUGUCUCAUACUGUCACAACAUAGAGACAGUUUUAACAAAUAUGUAAAAAAAACAACAUAUUUUUUAUAAAAGUUACCAACUGAAGCUUUAAGGUUUACCAAGGCUUUAAACGGUUACAGUUUUAAAACGCUAAAGCUUUCUGUCAUACUAUUCUCAUUGUUUAUGGUUCUUUCAGUGAGACGCCAGAGAAAGCAAUGGAGUGAUGGAACUUCUCUCUGGCUCUAAGGAUUAUAGAGGAACACAGUGCUCCCCUCCCCUACGUGUUGCUGCACACUACCAGGUAGCAGCCUAAAAAAGGCUGAUUUAUUUUCCUUCACUGACAAGAAAUACAAAUCUGGCUAUUUGGAAGUAUUUCUGCUGUGAUAAACACAGACAAUCAUGGUUUGGGUUCCUUUUGCCUGACUUAUUUCAUGCAGUCUCUGCUUUUGUGUUAAUAGCUUCCUUUCUAUCACUCGUCUCCAUUUUAUGGAUCUCAUAUCUCAUAUUUGCCUUUUGACAGCGAGCCGUUCAUUCUCUGUGACAGUGGUGCCUAAGUCCAGUCCUCGAGAUCUGCCGUCCUAAAACUUUUAGAUUCCUCUCGUCUCCAGCACACCUGAAUCAAAUGCCUCAUUACCAGGCACCUGUAGAGCUAAAAGCCAUUUGAUUCAAGUGUUGAAGAGAAGGGAUGUACAAGUUAUGGACUUUU